This is a messenger RNA of Emys orbicularis (European pond turtle), 1027 nucleotides long. It is a transcript of the gene PMEPA1, whose product is annotated as prostate transmembrane protein, androgen induced 1. Gene Ontology annotation, molecular function: R-SMAD binding. Lineage: Eukaryota; Metazoa; Chordata; Testudines; Emydidae. The transcript is spliced from 4 exons. Gene Ontology annotation, biological process: negative regulation of transforming growth factor beta receptor signaling pathway. Bases 167 to 1027 code for a protein of 286 amino acids. The record is from RefSeq and is a predicted model, not a curated record. Gene Ontology annotation, cellular component: Golgi membrane; early endosome membrane.
AAGCCAGCAGCGCCCAGCUCGGGUCUCCUUCUCUUUCCGUCGGGGGGCUGCCUUAGGAGUGGUUCGCAGUGCCCUCUCCCCCCCGCCCCAGGAGGAGCCCGGCUUUAUGUGGUGCUGCCCGGAGAGCUCGGCUGACUUUCCGUUCUUCGCUCUCCCCUUUUUUUAAAUGUAUCACUUGAUGGGUGUGAACAGCACAGCCGCAGCCACACAGCCCAAUGUCUCCUGCACAUGCAACUGCAAAAGGUCUUUGUUCCAGACUAUGGAGAUCACGGAGUUGGAGUUUGUACAGAUAAUCAUAAUCGUGGUGGUGAUGAUGGUGAUGGUGGUCGUUAUCACAUGUCUGCUGAACCACUACAAACUCUCUGCACGAUCCUUCAUCAACCGGCACAGUCAAGGGAGAAGGAGAGAUGAGAAUCUAUCUUCAGAAGGAAGUCUGUGGCCUUCAGAAAGCACAGUGUCAGGAAAUGGAGUAACAGAGCAGCAAAUCUACACUCCAAGACCCACAGACAGACUAUCAGUUCCAUCCUUUUUGCAGAGGGACCGUUUUAAUAGAUUCCAGCCAACAUACCCCUACAUGCAACACGAGAUUGACCUCCCACCCACCAUCUCCCUAUCAGAUGGAGAGGAGCCACCCCCUUACCAGGGACCCUGCACACUACAACUCCGAGAUCCAGAGCAGCAAAUGGAACUAAACAGAGAAUCGGUCCGGGCCCCUCCCAAUAGAACCAUCUUCGAUAGUGACUUGAUAGAUAACUCAGUGUUUGGAGGGCCUUGCCCACCCAGCAGUAACUCUGGCAUCAGCGCGACCUGCUAUGGAAGCAAUGGUAGAAUGGAAGGACCGCCGCCGACCUACAGUGAGGUGAUAGGUCACUAUCCAGGAUCUACGUUUUUCCAGCACCAGCAGAACAACAAUGGCAUGCCCUCGAUACUGGAGGGCAGUAGACUCCACCAUUCGCAAAUCAAUGGCCUUGAGAGCACAACCGCAUGGAACAAAGAUAAAGAGAAACAAAAAGGGCACCCCUUUUAA